UAACGGGAAAAUUUAACCAGUUUCAUUUAUGUUUAUAAAUUCACAAUUUUCAAUUGUUUUAUUCAAAAUCAUUAAUUCCGUCCACCUUGCACCUCUCAUUCCGUCCGUGCACAACACAAAAACAACGUACAAAGUGAUGAGAUAAUAAGUGUUCACGAGCGUCGAUCGCUCAAAUUUGUGCAACCAAGACUACAAGAAAGACAGAUAUGACGCGUCCCGGGCCUCCCAGCGAAAACCUUCCCACUGUGAAACUUGUGGUGGUAGGUGAUGGUGGUGUUGGUAAAAGUGCAAUUACCAUCCAGUUCUUCCAGAAACUGUUUGUCACGGAUUAUGAUCCCACCAUCGAAGAUUCAUACAUUCAACAUACAGAGGUGGACGGACAAUGGUGCAUACUUGAUGUACUGGACACGGCGGGCCAGGAGGAGUUCAGCGCGAUGCGGGAGCAGUACAUGAGGAAAGGCGACGGCUUCCUGCUCGUGUACUCGGUGACGGACAAGCAGAGCUUCGAGAACAUACGGCACUUCCACACGCAGAUUCUGCGAGUGAAGGACCGCGAGUCGUACCCCAUGCUGGUGUCGGCCAACAAGGUGGACCUGGUGCACGCGCGCGCCGUGAGCGAGGAGGCCGGCCGCGAGCUGGCGCGCGCGCUGGCCGCGCCCUACAUCGAGACCAGCGCCAAGGAGCCGCCGCUCAACGUCGACGCCGCCUUCCACGAGCUGGUCCGCAUCAUCCGCAAUCAUCCGCAGCAGGAGGAGAAACAGAGACGCCGCAGGAAAUUUUUUGGCCGAUGCGCGCUGCUCUGAGCCGCUCGACGACCCGGCCUCUCGCGGGGUCCAGUCCGGUCCGGUUUCCUUUGAAGUACUUGGUAAUAUUUGCGUUCGAAAGUUUCACGAAACUCGACAAAGUCAGUAAAGAUUACACCGAUGUCUUACCGAUCUUUGUUUCCAACUCAAUGUAAUUACAACAGUGGAACGCGAGUUUCCGAUUAUUCUUUUGCGGAGACGCAGAUCGACGUCCGUGUAGGCUGACGCACCAGCUCGAGACGAGGGAAAUUACUAAUUAAAUACUGCACAAGGGAGUCGGUAGACGUAUGCACGUACAUAUGUGAAUGUUACAUGUACCUUUGUGAUAUAUUUUUUAAAGCUUUAUUUCCAAAGUAUUAUUUGAAAUUGUUUUCUUGAGAGAUGUAUUUUGUUAAUUUAUUUUUAGUUCUCCUUAUAUCUUGUGGUAUAUUUUAAUCAUAGGAGAUACAAAUUUAAAAUGGUUCAUUUUAAUAUAUAGAUUUAAAGUUAUUUAUCAUAACGGCGAAUGGUUGACACGACAGUUGAAGACGUGAUUUUAUGUACGUGUGUGUCUUUUCUGACAUCGUUGAUGUAUAUAUUCAUAAAGUCGACCUGUAGGUUGAGGUACGGUUAACAAAACAGCUUUGCAAUUUUUACAAGAAACAACUAAAUUCAGAUUCAUUCAGCGUAAAUUUGCAGGUUUUUUUUGGGAGACAUUAAUUUAAAC
This is a messenger RNA of Vanessa tameamea, 1509 nucleotides long. RefSeq names its product ras-related protein M-Ras-like. Gene Ontology annotation, biological process: Ras protein signal transduction. The record is from RefSeq and is a predicted model, not a curated record. Lineage: Eukaryota; Metazoa; Arthropoda; Insecta; Lepidoptera; Nymphalidae. The coding region runs from base 207 to 803 and encodes 198 amino acids. The transcript has 6 exons. Gene Ontology annotation, cellular component: plasma membrane. Gene Ontology annotation, molecular function: GTPase activity; GDP binding; GTP binding.